AUGCCACCCAAAAAAGAGGAAAUCGAUUUGAAUGCCCUGCCUCCUCUCAAGCAUCUGUGUGUCAGUAUUAGAAUUGAAGCAGCCAAAUCACGAGCAACCAAACUACUCAAUUUGCUUAAAACUUGCAAAUCAUUUUAAAAGAAUAUUCAAAGAGAUGAGAUUCUAGCGUUUUGCAAAGAAAAAUAAUUGUAUGUCGAUCCUGCCACCUUGACUGACAAGUAGAAGAAGGUAAACUAGUUCAAUAUUUAGGAUCCCAAAUUCAUGGCUGAAGUUGCAACUGAACUUACAUCUGAAGUUAUGAAUAAAGCAUUUCAGUUGUUCAUUCAAGAUCAAGUCCUUGCUGUUAGAAAAGCUAAAUAUUUGGCUGCCCAAGCUUAAGCUGCUGAAAAAGCUGCUCCUCCCAAGAAAGACGACAAGAAAGAUACCAAAAAAGGAGCCAAAGAACCUCCAGCAGUUGCACCAAUUGUAGAGCCAGAAAAGGUUGUUCCAGAGAAAGAGUACCCCAAGAAUUUCGAUUUGGUUUUCAUUGUCCAAGGUUUUCCCCAAGUACCUCAAGAGCAGAUAGAAUUAAUUAUACACGUGAAGGAGAGAGUAAUAAAUUGGGGUGGGGUUGAUAUAAAUCAAAUUGAACAACCUGAAGAAUUCCAAGAUGAUUUCGAAAAAAGAAUGGAAGAUUUUGUUCCACCACCUCCAAUCAAACGUCAAUACUCAGAAGAGUCACUUAAUUAUGCUGCCAGCGAAAGAAGUGUUAUUGACGAAUUUAAAUCAGCCAGAGCCUCAUCCCUACCAUCAGAUCCAUUAAGAUAAUUGACUAUCAAGGAACUUAUUUUGGAUAUGGAUCUAGAUGCUGAAGAAGAAACCAUUAAACAAUUCUAUGAAACCAUCUUCGAAGAAAUUUGUUAAUUCAGUAUUGACCAACAAUAAUAUGCCGAAUGGAUAGCCAAUAAGAAACCCAUCCCAUUAAUUAACAAAGAAGCUCCAAAGGAUCCCUUCGAUCUUGAAGUUGAACGAAUCAAGCAUGAAGCACAAUUGGCUGAAGAACAGUAGAAAGCAGCAGAAGAGGCUAUCUUGGCUGAGAAAAAUAAAAAGGGAGCCAAGAAGGAACCCAAAAAGAAUGAAGCUGAAUUAGAAGCUGAACGACAGGCCGAAGCUGAGAAACAAAGAUUAAAUGAACUUAAAAAAUAGUAAAUCCAGGAUGCCAUUGAUUAACAAUUAAAGAUGAAAACUAAAUUGCAUCUUUAAUAUUAUAAGAGAUAAUUAUCAGAUGUCCAAUUAUAGAAAGUGGGACCAGGAACUCUAUUAGAAUGCUUGUUGGAUUAAUUACAAGCCGAAUCCACGUACUUGACUAACUCCUAAAUUCCUCCCAGUCUUGAGGAUUAAGAUGACUCAGAUUAAGUUAGCAGGAUUUUGGCUGGUUUGAAAGGUUAGGGGAAUGAAUCAGUAAAAAAUAGGAAGUAGGAGCAAGUCACAGAAUCCCCUAAACAAUUGAUAUUAGAUGAAUGUGAUUGGAUUGAAAUGAGAGCUUACUUUGCUUCAUUGCAUGAUCAAUAAUUGGUUGUGGAUAGAGAACAUAAGAUAUUUGAUAAUCUUUGUUACCCAGGAAUAGAUAGAUAGGGAAUGCCUGAGAUUCCAGAGAAAUCUGAAAAAAUGAGAAAAGCUAUUAAGGCUAAAUUGCAUCCAUUUGUUAAUGUUGAUGUCAAUGAAUUUGAGAGAAGAUAAUUACUAUUGCAAUUUGAAGAGUUGCUUAAGGAAAAUGAACCUGAAAAAGAAUGGCAUUUUGGUGAUAGAAUUUAUAUGGAGAGACACAAUAGAAAUACCUUGAGGUAGAAGUUCUAUGAAGCUCUGUUGAAUGAUCCAUAAGUCAUUAUGAAAUAUUUGCCAGAUGACGAUGCUCUUAUGAUAUGUUGCUAUUAUAAGAAUCCUCCUGGAAGGACUUUAAGGAAGAAAUGGUCGGCAGAAUGGAGAGUGCUGCCUAAUCUUGAAUAUUACAUUUAAGUGAGGAAUUUCAAUAGUGAUUACUUUUAUGAUAUAGACUAUCAGAAGAUAGGAGCAAUUACAGAGAGAUGCAAAGUUAUGUAUCCGACAGAUAACUCAUUAAUUUUGGCUACGAAGUUCACAGUUGGAGAAGAAGAGCGACUUCGAUAUAGAGUGAUCAAAGAGAAUAUUGUCUUUGGUAUUUAAUGUGGAUUUUAUGCAUAAUUCAAGGAAUCAAGAAUGAGUGUUCAAGAUCAAAUCAUGAAUUUGACUUUUAAAAAUGGUUUAUGUUUACGAUUUACACAGAUGGGAGAAGUAGUUUAAUAAUAUCAUUAUCAAAAAGCCUAAGAAUCAUCCUAACACUAAUUUAAUCUCUAUGACAAUACAGAUAUCAAUUCAGAGCAGGAAAUUAAAAGAGUUAUCACUGGUCAGGGAUCAGUGAUUAUAUAUAAGAAGGAUGGUUCCAUAAUAAUAUUGUAUUCAAAUGGUAAUGUUUCACAUUAUAAAAAUAAUAUGUGGAUUACAACUAAUAACAAAGGUUAUAGAUAGUCACCAAAGGGAGUAGAUAAAAUACCAUGUGCAAUUAGAACAGAUCCUGAAAGUGGAUCCAAGGUUUACAUUAGAGAUGAUCAAACCCUAAUUAUAUACUACAAAGAGGGUUACUAGUACACUUAACAUUAAGACGGAACAAUAAUGUUAAUUAAAGGAGAUAAAAUCAUAGUGGAACAUCCAAAUUUUGCAAGCGUAGUUGUCACCAUUGACAAAGCCAAGCAACGUUCUGGAACUAUCAUGAGAAAAAACAAUGUAACUGUUGGUUUCGAUAACAUCAUUGACCGAAGCUUUGAUGGCAGAAUUGUUGAGACAUUUUAUCAAGGAUGCAAGGUGAUUUCAUAUCUUGAGAAGUGCGAGAUACCAGAUUCAAAAUAAUACAAAACUAAUCGAAUUCAUCUUCUGUAUACCUAAGAUGGAGGUGUUAGCAAAUGUGUUGCUGAUGGAGAAGUAGUUAUUAUCACUGCAGAAGAGAGAGUUAAAUUAAAUAACAAAGGUGAGAAAAGACAGUUAGGUUAAGACAUUGAUUAUUGGGUAUAAUUGUUUUCUUUGCCUGAUGAAAGAAAGUCAGGGGUCUAUACCGUAGAUUUGGAGAGAAAAUGCAUUUUCACUAGGGAUGAGGAAGCUAACUACUUCGAAAUUGACGAAGAUGGUCACGUCGUUACUAAAUUAUCUACAGCUGCAGCAUAGAAUUAGGAACCUUACACUCCUGAUUAAAUUCCAGAUGGCAUAUUUGUAGACGAAGAAAAUAAAGUUCUACCUACUCCUAAGUAAUGGAUUCCUCCUAGAUUGUUCUUGGUCAGAAAUGACAACACAGGCAUUGAACUUUAUAAUUAAUAACAAUUGUAGGAUUACUUUAGAUUAAAAUCAGAAAACGCUUUUACCACUAAAAUAACUGAAGACAUGCCUAAUAAUGUCAAAUCGAUAUCUUUCAUUACUGAGUUGAAAUAAUAGAAUAAGAAAUUCAUAGAUGUUAAGAUUCCACAGACUUUGGAUAUAGUGCCUAAAAUCAUACAAAAGACCACCAUUAUUGCUCAUAGGGUGUUUACUUUUCGUAAUUUCCUGGAAUAUCCACCUUUUGAAAAGGAAGAGAGAAUUCAUCAUGAACUUUCUUUACAGAAAUUUGAAAUUUGGCAAAAGAACAUGUUAAAAACCUAGAAUGAAUUUGGAAUACUGUAAAAGUCAGAGGAGGAAAAAGAAAUUGAAUUUACAAUUUAAAUGAAAAUAUUAGAAAGCAGAAGAACUGACUAUUCAACUGAAUCAUAUGAUUAAGCGAAGAGCAAAAUUUAGAUCCCAGAGCAAUAGAUUACUUCAGUUGAGCCCUUGGAACAAACUCUUCUCAAAAGUGCUAGAGUUUAAUAGACUGUUUAAUAGGCGUUUGUUGAUUUAUCAAGAAAAGCAUAGACUGUUUAAAUCUAAAAGUAAUCCAAACCUUUCACAGAAGUUAAGGGAUUUGCAAUUCAUUAUUUUGAAACCAGUGAGGGUCUCGAUUAUUUGAAAUAAGCUCCUGAAGACCCCCCCAUAAAAAAACAAAGAUAAAAGGUAGUUUAAAUAAAUGAAGAACCAUAAUAAUUAUAGCUAAUUGAGUAAUUUGACCAGCAACCAGAAGGCAUUGUUCCUUUAGAAUAACCCCCACAACCUUAGUAUAAUGAUAUUCUCACAAAAGUCAUCAUAAAACCUUCAGUAUUUACAUAGGCAGAAAUUGAUGAUGAAAUUAGAUAAAAGAGAUUAAAUGAUGAAUCGUUGAAAUAUAGAAUGCAGAAAAGAAAAGACAUUGAUGUUUAUGGAAAAGAAAGAAAGGAUAAAAAACUUGUUCCCUGUCUAUUAAAGACUAAUCCAAAGUUAGAACUUAAUCAAAAAUAUAUUUUAACUGAUGCAACUACAGAUAAUCGUGUCAAAAUAAGUUCCAUGGCUACUAGAGUAUAUCAAUAGGCUGCUCCUGUCAAUCAAAUAAGAAAUGAAGGCAUGCAUUAAACCAUAAUUAGAACUCUGGAUAAGAAGAACAAUUUGGAUGAACUCAUAGAUAAAAAGAAUCUGAUGGUCACUGGAGACAUAAAUGAUAGACUCAAGAAAGACCUCUUGAUAUAUCCUGUUUCUGUUUAAUUUGGAGAACUUAGAUAAAAUGGAAGAUAUGAAUACAAAAUCAAUGUAAAAAAUGAGGACAUCAUGACCCAAAGAAUUGUCCUAAAAUAACCUUAAAACAGCAACAUAAAAGUACUGAUGAAAAUAAUGGGACCGAUUUCUUUGGGAUUAGUGAGGGAAGUCUUCAUCCAGGUAUCAGCUGAUAAGGUUGGCCAAUUUUCUGAUGAGUUCUAAAUCUUGUCUAAACAUUCAAUUUAUACAAUUCCUUUCAAUGGUAAUGUGCUAGAGUAAAAUAUCUUUGACAAACUUAACACUGAACAAAUUAAACUAUCUAGCAAACCAUUGUUGAAGAAAAAUGUCAAAGAUUUGCUUUAGUAAUUUAAAUAACAAGAUAUUAUCGGAGAUAGUUAAGAUUCUGAUUUGCUCCCCAAAAUUAAUUAUGAUAAAAAUUAUAAAAUUGAUCCAUUUCAAAAUCAAAAGAAAGAAGAUUAAUCAUAUGAUGAUGAAAAUUGA
Paramecium tetraurelia is the source of this 5118-nucleotide messenger RNA. RefSeq lists its product as uncharacterized. NCBI's taxonomy places the organism in Eukaryota, Ciliophora, Oligohymenophorea, Peniculida, Parameciidae. Gene Ontology annotation, biological process: axonemal central apparatus assembly. The record is from RefSeq and is a predicted model, not a curated record. Gene Ontology annotation, cellular component: axonemal central apparatus. The transcript is spliced from 3 exons.